UGAGACUCGAGAUUCUCACGUUAUGCGUGUUAAAUGACACGUGGCAGAUGAUCCGACUCCUUUAUCCCUAUCAGGCCCCACCCAUUAUAUAGAGGAGAACCACCAGAAGCAGAUUGAUUGUAUUAUUUAGGUUCCAGAACAGGCAAAAUACCGUCUCUUUUAAUGAACAAAAGGCUGAAGCUUUAGUGAAAGAGAAACAGCGAGUUACGGUUGGAAACUGGAAGUGAUGAAAACCUUGGCGAGUUCUUGCUCCAACGCAAUCAUUGACAAGAAUAGAGAUAAAGGGUUUUCUUGUUUUAAGGAUCUUUCUCGUGGUAGAGCUGAAGUAUGCUUAUUACCUUCAAAAGAGCUUGUUAGAAUCCGGUUCUUUCAUUUGCUUUCUGUGCAACACAGGCUUCUGCAGCCUGUUUUUUCAUCUUCUUUCUUGUCACCACACUCACAGGUGGACUUGGAGACAGCAGAAACUCAACCUGAAGAAGAAGAUCCAUCAAAGACUACUCAUGUCAAAUUCGAGUUACAGAAAGAGUGCUCAUUUGGCGAGCAUUUUUUCUUAGUAGGUGAUCACCCUAUGUUAGGCUUGUGGGACCCCGAGAGUGCUAUACCACUGACUUGGUCAGAAGGACAUGUUUGGACAGUAGAGCUGGAUAUACCUGUUGGACUAUCAAUCCAGUUCAAAUUCAUUCUGAAAACAAGCACUGGGAAGCUUUUAUGGCAACCAGGCCCUGAUCGGAUAUUUAAGUCCUGGGAGACUGAGAAUACAAUUAUCAUUUGCGAAGACUGGGAAGAAGCUGAAUAUCAGAAACUAAUAGAGGAACAAUCAUUAGCUAAUCAAGAUGGACCUCUUCUUGAUUCUGGGAUGGCAAUUGUCGCAGAGAACUUGAUACCGCCAAAGGAAGAACUUGAAUCUGACUCGAAUCUGGUAUCAGAUACCGAUGGUAUCACCUCUAUUGGAAAGGAGCCAUUUCAAGCAUUAUCUGAGGAUUUGGUCACAGUCACUGGCAAUAGUGCUCCUUCAAUAGAGAAGCCCUUGGCUAUUGUUGCGGACAAUAUUAGUUACCCAACGGAAGACUUCAUAGCAAAUGCAAAUAAUGGAGUGCUUGGUGUGAAGAGAACUACCUACCCAAUAGAUGCAGCAUUGGCUAUUUCAAAUAAGAAUGUUUUGGUAGCAGAGGACCUAGGAAAUAUCGGUAGAGUAGAAACACUCAAGAACCCAGCAAUUCCAGAUGUUGAGGGAAAUCCGGUAGCACAUGAAGGUAGUCCUGUUCUGGUACCUGGCUUGACUCCAUUAGCAACAGUGUCAACUGAAGAGGUAAUGCUGGAUGAAGAUGGAAAGGAUAGUACAACUAGUGCAUCAACUGGAGCUAAUGAAGCUAAAUAUCACAAAUUGCCGAAGUUUGUUCAGAACCAAGAAAAUGAAGGUGAACAACAGGAAGAAAAAACAACUGCCCUACCCAAGGAUGAGGAGGAACAGCUCGACAAUCAACACAUACAGAAGCCUCAACUAGCCAGAGAAGAACAUCCUAACCCUGAGCCUUUUCAAAGUAAUGUCUUUCAAAGUGAUAUCCAGUGGGGUCGUAAAACAAUACAGAAGUUUCUGAGCAGUUUAAGAUUUCUGUAGGUCAUUUAGAUUAAACUGGAUGUUAAUGUUUCUAUGAACCUGUUGGCAUGUUGUAUCAUUUGUGUUAAAUUCUAAAAAUGGCCUGGCAAAUAAAAUGAGGGUUAACCAUUGGUAGUGCUGUUAGUAUGUAUAUACAAACGCU
Durio zibethinus is the source of this 1760-nucleotide messenger RNA. RefSeq lists its product as uncharacterized. Gene Ontology annotation, cellular component: membrane. Gene Ontology annotation, molecular function: starch binding. The record is from RefSeq and is a predicted model, not a curated record. Lineage: Eukaryota; Viridiplantae; Streptophyta; Magnoliopsida; Malvales; Malvaceae.